GUGUUCUCGUCGCUUCUGCAGCGCAAUUGCACGACAAGAGAUGAGUUCCGUGGUUGAUAGCACGGAUUCUGGGGCGGGAAGGAGGUAGGUGGCUUCGGAUAUGUCAAGUGGAAGUAGCGGGUGGGCUCCGGUGACCGCAAAGAAAGACGGAAUGUGCUGUUGUAUGCCAUUUCGAUUGGACGCCGUCAGCUGCUUUGAACAGGGACUCUCGCACAUCAAAAUGCGGCCGCUCGGACAAGUUGGCACGGGAGUUGUAGCCAGAAAUGCGGAUAUGUCGGAUGUGGUACUGUUUUUCAAGGGUGCCCCAACGGCACAGGAUAUCUUCAAAAAUCCAUGCGGCUAGAGUUUGAGCAGUUUCGCGGCGAAGCAUACGCCAUUCGGGAUAGUGGGUCAACGAACAGCGUCCUUGAACGAUAUAUCGGAAGCCGCCGCUGGUCGGGAGAUGCAUGGUGUCCAUAUACAUCUUUGCGAAGAUUGGUGCCGGCGUCGAGACCGUC
Molecule: messenger RNA, 497 nt
Organism: Mycena citricolor
Lineage: Eukaryota; Fungi; Basidiomycota; Agaricomycetes; Agaricales; Mycenaceae
Source: the annotation of a GenBank genome assembly